AUGCCCAGGCUGUCUGUGUUCAUAGAUGUGAUCUUAGCUCAGAAGCUAGAAGGUGGCUUGUUAAAUAUCUACAAACAAGAUGAUUACCCUCACAAAGUGUUCCUGGCCUACAGAGUCUGCAUGACCAAUGAAGGUCACCCCUGGGUUUCUUUCGUGGUGCACAAGACCCGCCUGCAUAUUGCACAGGACCCCUCUCUGAACUAUGAGUAUCUGCCCACGAAGGGCAUGAAAUCAUUCAUCCAGGCCUCCUUGGAACUCCUCUUUGGAAAACACAGCCAAGCCAUUGUGGAGAACAGGGUGGGGGGUGUACACACUGUUGGUGACAGUGGUGCCUUCCAGCUUGGGGCCCAGUUUCUCAAGACUUGGCACAGGGAUGCUCAAGCAGCUUGCAUCAUCUCAUCUCAAAAAGAACCACAUGGAUUCAUCUUCCAGGACAUGGGCUUCAAGGUUUAUGAAUACUGCAUCUGGGAUACCAAGAAGCUGUGCCUGGACCCCAACAUGCUCCUUGAUGUGGUAGAGAAUAUCCCACAUGGUAGUAUCCUGGUGAUUGGCGACAUUUUCAACUGCAAGUUGACACAAAGUCAGUGGACAAAGCUGAUGUCUACCAUUAAGAGCAAGCAGCUAUUUCCAUUUUUUGAUAUUCCCUGUCAAGGCUUAUACACAGGUGACCUGGAAGAAGAUACUAUCUUCUUACAAUACUUUGUGGCUCAAGGCUUUGAGUUCUUCUGCAGCCAGUCUCUCUCCAAGAACUUUGGCAUUUAUGAUGAAGGAGUGGGAAUCUUAGUUGUGGCGGCACUUGACAACCAGCACCUGCUGUGUGUCCUCUCCCAGCUGAUGAACUGUGCUCAGGCACUGUGGCUAAACCCUCCUGCCACAGGGGCUCGCAUCAUCACCUCCAUUCUCUGUAACCCUGUCCUGCUGGGAGAAUGGAAGCAGAACCUGAAAAGGCUGGUAGAGAACAUCAUGCUGAUUAAGGAAAAGGUGAAGGAGAAGCUCCGGCUCCUGAGGACUCCUGGCUCCUGGAAUCAUAUCACUGAGCAGAUGGGGACCCAUGCCUAUCUGGGACUCAGUCACCAACAGGUGGAAUACCUGAUCAGGAAGAAGCACAUCUAUAUCCCCAGGACCAGUAGGAUCAACUUCACCUGCAUCAACACCCACAACGUGGAUUACAUCACCCAGAGCAUCAACGAGGCUGUGCUCUUCACAAGCGGCGCCGAGAGGGGUUUUCCCAAAGCAGACAAACCUUGA
Molecule: messenger RNA, 1248 nt
Organism: Castor canadensis (American beaver)
Lineage: Eukaryota; Metazoa; Chordata; Mammalia; Rodentia; Castoridae
Gene: Got1l1
Product: glutamic-oxaloacetic transaminase 1 like 1
Biological process (GO): L-aspartate biosynthetic process
Cellular component (GO): cytosol
Molecular function (GO): pyridoxal phosphate binding; L-aspartate:2-oxoglutarate transaminase activity
Source: RefSeq, a predicted model, not a curated record